This is a messenger RNA of Dentiscutata erythropus, 822 nucleotides long. The record is from the annotation of a GenBank genome assembly. NCBI's taxonomy places the organism in Eukaryota, Fungi, Glomeromycota, Glomeromycetes, Diversisporales, Gigasporaceae.
AUGAGUGAAACUGAUAUAUUAACUGCGCAAUUUAUCUCUGCUUAUACAUAUCUUAAUAAACAUUCAAAUAUUAAGUUAUCUGAUGAGAUAAAAUUAAAGCUUUAUGGCACUUAUAAAGCUGCAACAAUUGGCAAUUGCAACACGCCAAAACCCUCCUUACUAGAUUUUAGAGGUAGAGCCAAAUGGGAUUCUUGGAACGAACUAGGUGACAUUUCAAAAGAGGAGGCAAAGCAACGUUAUACUGAUAUUUUAGAACAAGCAAAUGUUGGAUGGAGUAGAGAUCAUGUGGACAAUGAUGAAAAUUCGUCGGAUGCUGAUGACAGUGAUAAAAUAGACAAUGAAACGAUGGAUACUCCACGAGAUAGAUGGACAUAUGUUUCCACUUUUAAGGCCUUAUUAAGUAGCUUUAUGGUUAUUAAAGUUGCUUUGUCGACUCAUAUAUACUCCGAAAUUCUUGCUAUAUCAGGUGAUGAUAUGUUUUCAUACGUCAAGCAAGGUAAGUCUUCUGAAAUAAGUGGAAUAUUAGAAUCAGGAGAAGCUAACGUAAAUGCUAAGGACAACCAGGGAUUGUCACUCUUACAUUGGGCUUGUGAUCGAGGACAUUUGGAUGUCGUCAAAUUAUUGAUUGAAAAAGGUGCUGACAUAAACAUUUUGUCUGAUGGAAAUGAGACUCCCUUACAUUAUGCAUGUAUUUCUGAGCAUUUUGAUUGUGCAAGUUACUUGUAUAAAAAUGGCGCCAACAUUUUGCUUAAAGAUGAGGAUGGAUUAACAGCUUUUGAACAUUGUAGUAUUGAAUUUAAAAAUUCAAUUAUUCAAGAAUAG